GGGAAGCCGCCAAAGCCCCGGGUCACGCCCAUCAUUACCAACGCCUUGGCUCCCUCGAGACACACCGAGUUUUGGCCAUGGGAUCGCCGAAGCCGUUGCUUUUAUGCACCGCCUGAGCCUCGUUAACCAUGUCCAGUCGUAGCGUCGUCGCCCGCAAUACUCGUCGACCCUCUGCAGAGCCACAGCGAACAAAGGUCCAAUCCACCUGUGCGCCCGCAGUGGGCCGGAGCUGCGUAUGCCCCGGAUAUACUUGCCCCUUUGGGCCUGGCCCGCUGGUUCAAUUGGAUGUUCACUACUCCAACGACAUUGCAGCAGGGGGAGCCCUACAGCAACCUCGUCUCCAACCACACAUCUCCCCUCAUGCUCCACGCUCCACGCUCGUCACCUUCCCAGUCACUCUCCUCAUACGAUCCCAGCUAACAAUACUCCGAGGUGUAUCCAUGGAUACCGUACCAUUGUUGCCGUCGCUGCUGCUACUACUACUACUACUACUACUACUACUACUACUACUACUACUGCUGCUGCUGCUGCUGCCACUGCUGGAGCAAGACAUGGUUUAUGCUGAUGCUUUGAAACACUCCCCAAAUACUAUCCGCGGACCGCAUUCCACUGUAUUUCACAAAGUUGCACAAUGCCUCGUAGAAAAUUGCGUUUUUCCAAUUGUUGACGUUGCUCAUCGCUCUUGCUGGUUUGACUACUCUGUGCGAGAUGACUGCAGAAGGAGCAAAUACCCCAACGCUCUUGCCUCACCACUUCACGGGCCUGCCCCGCCAAUUGCCAUAAUACCUCAUCUCACAAUACACAUUCUUCUUAUGCAACCCUCGGACCAUAGCCUCUACUUGUCCAGCAACAUAUCCCAGCAUUGACACUGUCUCGUAUGACCUUCUUCCCGUUUUUACUACUGUCAGGUCUCGUAUUUACCAAUCUAACCCCCUGAAAGGACUCGAAUCCGACACUAGGCAGAGAUUA
This is a messenger RNA of Bipolaris sorokiniana ND90Pr, 969 nucleotides long. RefSeq lists its product as uncharacterized. The transcript has 3 exons. Bases 129 to 866 code for a protein of 245 amino acids. NCBI's taxonomy places the organism in Eukaryota, Fungi, Ascomycota, Dothideomycetes, Pleosporales, Pleosporaceae. The record is from RefSeq and is a predicted model, not a curated record.